Penaeus vannamei (Pacific white shrimp) is the source of this 1542-nucleotide messenger RNA. Lineage: Eukaryota; Metazoa; Arthropoda; Malacostraca; Decapoda; Penaeidae. The record is from RefSeq and is a predicted model, not a curated record.
CCUGAGCUGAUGUAGAGAUAUGACGCUGAGCGAAAUUAAGGGGACUGAAGAAAAUUGUGUGCAAGGUAGACUUCGCGCAAGUGAAUGUGCGCAAAAAAGUCUCUCGUGUUUGAAAAGGUUCAUGUUUGUGCCCGUUGGUUGACUUAUAGAUAGGUAUUUGUGGUGAAGUCUUAAAGAUGGAGUUGGUGCAGAAUGCAAGUGCUUGUGAAUUGAGUGUACAAAGUGUUAGUACACUUGUACCUGCUGGGUACACUCAGCUCCUUAUGGACAAAAGUACAGUUGGAUUACAGCCCACAAACACCUUUGUUCUGGGUGCACUACAAGACACGUUUGAAAAAAGUUGUUCGCAAAGGAGUUGUCAAGAAGAGGCUGAUUCUUAGGGAAGUUCUGCCAGAUGGAACAGAAGGGAAUCAAUUGGACGUAAUCGUGUAUGGUAUGUAUGCCCACAAAGUAGAGGACAUCUUGAAGAGUGUGGGAAGCUCUCCAAAUCAAUGGGUCAUCUUUAUUAAAGGAAACAUUGGUAAGUUCCCAGCAUGCGGAACUGGGGAAGGCUGGUGUACAAACUGUUUACGGAUCGGAGGUAUAGGAAUGGCUGAAGCGCAGGUCAUCAUAGUCACAGAGUCCCAACCUCCAGCUCCGACCCCAAGGCAAGAGCAGGUUAAUGCGAUGAAUGUUGCUUCUCCUGAACGCAGUUGUCCUUCACAGCUUGCCAUUCCUGAACUCCGUGGCUCAGCUGCUGGACCUUCCAGCAACAACAGGAGCAAUAGAUUGUUGGGGAAUACCAAAGUACACAACAAGCAGAAACCAAGGAAGUUUGAGACCAUUAACUCCUUGAAGAUUGGCUUGAAAUGUGACUUGUUUGCCGUGGUGAACGAAGUGGUCAAGCCCCCCACAUUGACGGCACGCCAGUCACACCACAUGCUCCUAGGACUAGUGGAUCCCACAUGUCUUCGAGAAGGAAGCCAGCGGCCAGACCUCCUGCUGCAUGUCUUUAUCAAUGACAAGGUGUCCAAUAAGCCCCUUGGAGAUCUCCCUGGGGGCAUUGCAAGUGGGGAUGUCAUCCUGGUUCGUGAUAUGUUUACAGAACUGUAUCAGGUGGAGAACAAGGUACAUGGAAAGGUCUAUUCUGCCAACCAGAUUGUCAAAUUCAGUUUUGAAGGAGAUUCCGUUUCACCAGUUACUCAUAGCACCUCAUACGUUUUUACAGAUGCGGAUUGCAAUCAUGUGGUUCAUCUGCGUCAGUGGUGGAGCCAAGUGAAACACAUCUGUAGUGACAAGCAGCAGGAUGGUGGACAGGGCCAGAAUGCAGAGAACGAGUUUGAGUUUGGUGAAGCAACAAUAGCUGAAGUGAAUCGUGAUAUGCACUUCUCUUUGUUCUGUCAGGUGCUAGAAAUGAGGCCAGUAUCAAAACUAAACAAAGAGAUUGUAAUUCUGCGUGUAAGGGAUGGAACGCUGUCCAGUGUGCAUACUCAGCAGUGCAACCUGGCAGAUGCCACCCAGGACUUCUUUCUCAGACUGAUGCCUAUAGUAGUGUGGGUUUAG